Molecule: messenger RNA, 1491 nt
Organism: Rubroshorea leprosula
Lineage: Eukaryota; Viridiplantae; Streptophyta; Magnoliopsida; Malvales; Dipterocarpaceae
Source: the annotation of a GenBank genome assembly
GGGAUAAUUGCAGUCGGAGUUGGUCCGACGGUUGUCCGACACUGAGACAGAUACCUACGAUCCCAACAGUGUCGUGACAAAAGCAUCCUUAGGCGGUCGCCCCGACAUCGGUCCCUCAAAGCUUGCUCAUAAUCUUUUCCGAUCGAUAGAAUUCCUCUGCAAUUCGGAAUCGCAAUGGCGAAUGAUAUCAGAUUCUUCGAAUUGAAUACAGGAGCUAAGAUGCCUUCUGUUGCGUUAGGUACUUACGGUGCCAAACAUCGUAUAAUCGAAAACGCCAUUGCAACUUCCAUUAAGGUUGGGUAUCGCCAUUUCGAUUGUGCUUCAAUGUAUGGCAAUGAGAAGGAGAUUGGUUCUGCUCUAAAGAAGUUGUUUAGUGAUGGUGUAGUGAAGCGAGAGGAUAUAUGGAUCACAUCAAAGCUCUGGUGUGCCGAUCACUUGCCAAAUGAAGUGCCAAAGGCACUAAAUAGGACCUUGCAAGACUUGCAACUUGACUAUGUCGAUCUCUAUCUGAUACACUGGCCAGCCAGCUUGAAAAAGGGAUCAAUUGCUGUUAAGCCUGAAAACCUCACCCAACCUGACAUACACAGUACAUGGAGAGCAAUGGAGGCACUCUAUGAUUCUGGAAAGGCUAGGAAUAUUGGAGUGAGUAAUUUCUCCACGAAGAAGCUAGCAGAUCUGUUGGAAGUGGCACGUAUACCUCCUGCUGUUAACCAAGUGGAGUGUCACCCUGUAUGGCAGCAGCCUGUGCUGCAUUCAUUUUGUCAAUCCAAGGGAAUUCACCUGUCGGGAUAUUCACCAUUGGGUUCCCAAGUUGGAGAAGAUGUCAGGAGAAAGGUCUUGGACAAUCAUGUUGUGAGUAUGGUUGCAAAGAACUUGGGCAAAACUCCUGCCCAGGUGGCUCUUCGUUGGGGACUGCAAACGGGUCACAGUGUACUACCCAAGAGCAUAAGUGAGGCAAGAAUGAAGGAGAACCUCGAUGUUUUUGAUUGGUCUAUUCCUGAAGAUUUGAUUGCCAAGUUUUCUGAAAUUCCACAGGAGAAGCUAAUUAAAGGUACCGAAUUUGUUCACGAGGCUUCUGGACCGUACAGGACUCUGGAACAGCUGUGGGAUGGUGAAGUUUGAGGUGAUAUCUGGAAUAUCCGGAUCAGCCUGCACAUAAGGAGUAUAGACUAUUAAACUGUCUCUAAACUCAAAAUAACAGCAUGCCAACUGUAAUGGGAGCCCUUUCCCGUUUCACUUCAUUGUGUUAUUAACGACAACAGGAGAAUUCUGUAGAUACUCCAUGAAGAGACUGUAUGUUACCAAGUCUCAUAUUUCAUAUUUUCAAUUACAUGAUGUAACAAAGAUUCUCAGAGAGAAUUACGAGAAAUAUGUCAAAAAAUUUGAUUUUCUUGUGUGGUAUAUCGAAAAAUUUGUUAGGUAGAAAGUCAUUAAGCCAAUUGGGUAACGACACUCUCAUAAAUGAAAGGAAAAUGAAUGAAGUCUUUUGUG